GUAGUAAACAAAUAUGGCGGAUUCCGAAGACGAUUCUACAGAAUAUGAACAAAUUCCAUCUCAUAUUAUUGUUCAGAAACAACUUCAAGACUUGAUUGCAAUUCAGAAGGCCCGAGUUGCAAGACUGGAACAAGAUGUAUCAGUGAACAAUGAAACAAUAAGAGAUAACUAUGUGCCUAAAGACCAAUAUGAAACAGAGCUGAGUUCACUGCAGGAGAGUUUGAGAAGUGAUUAUGUUCCUAGAGAGCAUUAUGAGCUUGCAGUUAAACAACUUGAGGAGGAGAAAGUUGAACAUGCACAGACAAGGCUGAAGUUGAAUGAAGUUGUGGACAAACUGGAGCAAGCUAUGACAGAAAUGAAUAAUCUGCAAGACCAAUUACAGCAACAGAAGAUUGAACAUGAGAAAACGAAAGGUGCCCUGAAAAGUAAGACGAUGCAAGAAACUGCAAAAUCCAUGAAAUUACAGUCCAAGUGCUCAGAAAUUUCACGACAGUGUGAGCUACAAGAGGACAUACUAUCUUCCAAAAACUCUGAAAUUAAAACUCUUGAAAAGAAGUUACAAGAACAGCAAAAUUUAUACAAGAAAGAAUUAACUGAAGCAGAAAUUGAAAAGAAACAACAGAGAUACAUUGCUAAAAUGAUGGAAGAACAGGAAAGGAAAAAUUCACGUGGAACGCACCAGGCUGUGCCAAAAACAAAAUCCUUCAAAAGAUGACGUAUGAGGGACUGAAAAAAAUCCGAUAAAUCUAAGCAGUUGUGAAGAUAACAAAUUAUAUAGAAGUUAGUUUGGUUGAAUCACAAUGUGAUAAGUAAAAAGACUGUGAUAAGACUA
Mercenaria mercenaria is the source of this 832-nucleotide messenger RNA. RefSeq names its product spermatogenesis-associated protein 24-like. The record is from RefSeq and is a predicted model, not a curated record. The transcript is spliced from 6 exons. Gene Ontology annotation, molecular function: DNA binding. Bases 14 to 715 code for a protein of 233 amino acids. Gene Ontology annotation, cellular component: nucleus; cytoplasm. NCBI's taxonomy places the organism in Eukaryota, Metazoa, Mollusca, Bivalvia, Venerida, Veneridae.